AUGCCCGCCGUGAUCGACCACACCACGUUCCCGCAUCUCAUCGGCGCCAUCUUCGCAUCAGCCCAGCCCGCCUCACUCGUGGUCUUGCGGUGCGCAUGCCGCAGCUUCAAGGCCCGGGCCGACGCGCUCCUCCUCCUCGCUCCUGUUGAGAUCGCGCGCCGCGGCUGGAAGAAGGGCGGUGUCGGCGUGCGAUGUACCACGACGGGGGAGUGGAUCCCUCUUGCGCGGGUGGACAUACUCACGGCUGACCUCCAACACGAUGCGCCCCGUUCGCUCGACGGCUUCACCUCGCUGCGUACCUUGCGCCGUGUCGGCUCGGCAGUGACGGACUCGUCCCUUGACCCCGUUCCCGGCGUACGCACCCUCGUCGACUUCUACGACUUGCACGCGCUUCCGCAGUCGGACCCCGAAGGCUAUUCAAAGCUUUUGCUCCCCUUUUCCAGCUUGGAGCGGUACGUCGUCCACUUGCGGGCCGACAAGGACUCGAUGAGCCGCGGCCGCAUGUCAGACAUGGGGACACUUCUCAGGCCCCAUGACCUCGUGGUCGUUCUUCAUGCCCCCCAGCACGCAACGCGGCAGGCCCUCCACACCAUCCUGGACGCAACAUAUGUGUUUAGGAAGCGAUCCGAGUUUCGGUCUCCAUUCGGUCGUCCGCGGCUCACGGUCGUGGGAUUUGCCGACCUCGAACGCCAGCUCGAUGCGAGACAGCCCUCGUCCGCGUCAGAGGAGGAAGAAGAUCUCGUCUCGCUGGUGAGUUACUUCAGAGAGUGGAGGCAGCUGGUGGAGGACUUCCCAACUUGCCCUGGGUUCUACCAGCCGGUGCGGUUCGUCUCCAUGGCCCAGUGGCUCGACGAGCUGGGCGAUGACCGCCGCGGCAUCGAGGGCGUCUGGGUGGGUCCUGGGGCGCGCGUGGGUGCGCGGUCGGGGGGCAUGCGGAGCUGGAUGUCGUGGCGGCCGUGGUGA
Vanrija pseudolonga is the source of this 963-nucleotide messenger RNA. RefSeq lists its product as uncharacterized. Lineage: Eukaryota; Fungi; Basidiomycota; Tremellomycetes; Trichosporonales; Trichosporonaceae. The transcript has a single exon. The record is from RefSeq and is a predicted model, not a curated record. Bases 1 to 963 code for a protein of 320 amino acids.